Molecule: messenger RNA, 3355 nt
Organism: Sitodiplosis mosellana (orange wheat blossom midge)
Lineage: Eukaryota; Metazoa; Arthropoda; Insecta; Diptera; Cecidomyiidae
Gene: INTS7
Product: integrator complex subunit 7
Exons: 10
Coding region: 232-3258 (1008 amino acids)
Biological process (GO): snRNA 3'-end processing
Cellular component (GO): integrator complex
Source: RefSeq, a predicted model, not a curated record
ACGGAAUAUUUUGUUGUGUGUUAAGCACGCGUGUUCGUCUCGUUUGACAGCAUGCGAAUUGUCGCUGUCAAAAUGAAUAUAUGGUGUUGCCGCCGCUGAACGAUGAGUGACAGAUUCAAAAGUCAAAGCCUACAAAUGCAGGAGUGACAGAAAACAAAUAAUACACGCACCGCAUCAAAAGCCAACGACAACAGAUUUUUUUUUUUGGAUUUCUUAUUUUUCCAUCGAAUUAUGACAAAUACCUUGGGCAUUCGAAUGAAUUCGUUUAGUGAAAACUUUUCCACCGAAACUGAGCAAGAUGCUACAUCGAUUUUAACUGAAUUGGACAAAGGUCUCCGGUCGACGAAAAUCGGUGAACAAUGUGAAGCAAUCGUUCGAUUUCCGAAAAUCUUUGAAAAAUAUCCAUUUCCAAUUUUAAUCAAUUCAUCGUUUUUGAAAUUGGCUGAAUUUUUUCGCGUUGGAUCAAACUUACUGCGCUUAUGGGUGUUGAGAGUGUGUCAACAGAGUGAGAAACAUACCGACAAAAUUAUCAAUGUCGACGAAUUUGUACGACGUGUCUUCAUGGUCAUUCAUUCGAAUGAUCCAAUAGCCAGAGCUCUAACGCUGAGAACGCUAGGAGCGGUGGCCGGUGUCAUACCAGAGAAGCAACAAGUUCAUCAUGCAAUUCGUAGGGCGCUUGAUAGCCAUGACAUUGUUGAAAUUGAGGCUGCAAUCGAUGCAUCCGUUUUAUUUGCCGCACAAUCAAAAUCAUUCGCCAUCAGUAUGUGCUCAAAAGUAGCAUCGAUGAUUGAAUCCUUGCAAACACCAAUCAAAAUGAAACUUCAGUUGAUUCCCGUUCUGAAACACAUGCAUCACGAUGCGAACACUGCUGCGUUGGUGAAAUCAUUGUGUAGAAACCUUCUGCCAAAAUACCCAUCCGAAGAUUUUGUAGUGGUCAUUUUGAAUUCACUCACACAACUGUCGUGUGCCACCUUGGUUGAUAUUCCCGAUCAAGUGACGUUGCUAUUGACUUAUUUGAAAGAUCCACGAAAGGGCGUUCGAUACUCGAUUUUGCAUUCAAUGCGAUUAUUGGCGUUGAAAGGUGCACACUUGUGGCCAAAAGGAGCAUUACAAACGCUUCUAACCAAAGCUAUGCAUUGCAAUGAUAUGGGAGAUGAACAAAGCCUUGUUCUGAAUGUGGUUUUAACUCUAACGGAAUGCCCUGUCUCGUGUAAUCAACUACUUAACGAUGAACAAAAUAUUGUACUUGAACUUUGUACGUCAUGUUUGGUCUUGGAACAUCAUGCGGCAACCAGCAAAGCACUGGGAAUUUUAACCAAACUCGUCACAUAUUGCUACACCGAGAGAAUUCCGCCUACAAUUAGUUAUGUCGAUCAAAUCGAUUUGCAUAUUGAAAGUUUGAUUUAUGUGUCGAUGGUCGACGUCAAACUGGAGAAGGAGCUGAAAAACUAUUUGAAGUGUGGCGUCACUUUGUCGCAGUAUAAUCAAGAUUUUCGUCAUCGAUUCUUGGAUAUCGUCGGUUGUCUUCUUACUGAUAAUUUUGUAUAUCCCUCAAAGCACUUGACUUUGCUAUGUGAAACUCUUGGCGCACUGGGAUCACAGUACAUGAAACAAAUCAUCGACACUUCAUUCGCCCUUCCUACCGAUUCCAACGCCAUGGAAGUUGAUGACGAAGAUGAUGUUUUCCGGCCAACAAGCGCAUUCCAUGAAAUGCUACCAAAACUUCUGAAAAAACUGGACGCAAUCGCUAACACCACCACCAUCAGCGACGAUCAAGUGCCAAUUGUUGAAACUCUUUCGGCAGUGUGUUUGCAAUCGAUGCUCGGCACAUUUUUACCCGUCAAAGUGUUGCACACUUUUGAUCGAGUUUUGAAAGCAACCAAUUAUUGGACUCAAUAUCGUAUCGCCAGAUCGGCAUCCAGAUACGGUCAUCAUUACCUCGCAUCAACGAUCUAUGAGAGACUGUCAUCGAAUGUUUCAUUGGAGAAAUUACACUUUUUCCUGAGUGGUUUAAGCCAGAUAUCGAAAGCUGAGUGUAUCUUGAAUUAUGGUUGUGAAUUCGAAACAAUUGAUGAAUACUAUAAACAAACUUCAAGCCGAGAUGGAGCUACGAAGAAAUUGCAGAGUACUUUAACGUUAGCUGAACGUUUGGAGAGGUCAGUGUCACUCUAUUGGAAGGCGUUGGCAACAUUAAAAGCAAGUUCGUCGACCAAUCAUCCAUUGACGUUUCAAACGGAGUUUGUACGGUUGCGUGGACAAUUCCUAGAAGCGAUGUUCAAUUUGGUCAUUAUCAAAAACACGCAGAGUAUCACACCGCCUCCGAUCAUCGCACAAACAUUGGCACAAAAUUCACGUGAUUAUUUACAGAAAUUCGGUCAUGUUACGAAUCAAUUGAGAAAGGCAGUCAAAAUUUUGAAAACGUGCGAAGAUUCAUAUUUGAAGUUGUACAAGUUUGCAUUUGAUGCUGAUCCCAGCACUCUAGAGUUUCUCGAAAUCAACCAGCACGCAUGUGCGAUCUUAAGUUACUCCGUUGAGACGAUUUGCUUUGUUUCACCUUCGGAGCCUCCAAACACGCCAUCAGAUGGAUCGUACCCGGAAACAAAGUUUCUCCUCGCUGCUUGUCGCAAAAUACAGAAUGAAUUAACAAAACAUCUGCCGUCGGAGCAAAGCAAUCAGAAGACUAUCACCAAUCGACACACAGAACUGAUACUGAAUCAACUGGAGGUUUUGAUGCAAAUGCCAAUUUGUAUGCCUCGAUUCUUCUUCCAAGUGUUACAAAAUACGUCGAUCAAAUUGUCGAUUAGCCCACAGCCUCGUAUUGCUGGUGAUCCAGUCAUUGUUCAACCCGGAAGCAGUUUGGUGGUGAAAGUUGAAGGUGUGAUUCAACAUCAUGGCAAAACUCCAAGUUUGUAUCGUUCAGUGGAUUCAGUUCAAUUGACGCUUACAUCGCAGUUGAUUUCACCGAAAACGACCGACUUCAAAAUGGCCAGUGACACAAUAACGUUGACACAAACCGUGAAACCGCACAGAGACUUUUUGACGGGAAACUUCAUGAUAGCGUUGAACAAUAUACAGCCAGCUGGACCAGCCGGGCAAUUCAAUACGGUAUCCGGCGGACAAUGGCAACUCACAUUAGAAGCUUGUGUCAUCGAUGGAGACAGUGUUGUUUGGAACACUGGACCAAAAUCACAAUUGCUGGUUCGAGUGCCAGAAGACACCUCCAAGCAAAUGAAUACAGUGCCCAUUCGCCGAUUCUGAGCGUCAGUUGCAUUUCAUUACACAUUUUGAACACAUAAAAUACUGUAUAAAUUAAGAGAUCGAAUAAAAUUAGAAUUGAUAUCGGAAAUUAAUUGAA